AAGGCGUUUUAGGGAUUUCCUAAAUGGUCUCCAUCACAGGUUUGAAAAUAGGAGGGCUGCUCUGUAUGGUAGUGAGAAGUUGCCAAGUCUAGAGCAAGCGGUUUCUGCAAUAAUAAGCGAGGAGACUCGUCUCAAAUUGGAGGCAGCGGGACCAAUGGUGCAUGGCAUAUCACAAAGGCGCUCAGCCUUGCUCGCUGUAGGAGGUGGUAAUUAUCAAAAACUUGGGACAACUACAUAUGACAGAACAUGUUUCGAAUGUGGUCAACCAGGGCACUUGAAGGCAAAUUGUCCUGAACUAAUUGGAGGAGGGCGAGGUCAGGUCUGGAGAGGCCGUGGUCGUGGACGUCCCCUUCAAGGCUAUAGUGGUGGUGGUCGUGGCCAAGGAACACGGCAAGCUGGAAGGGCAAAUGCUUCAACCACUGUUGAUGAUGUAUCACAAAAUAUAAAAGUUGAGAUGACUGCCGCUGAGCUAGAAGAAUGGCAGCAGUUCAAAGGGAUGAAACAGGGUGCUAAAGGACCUAACCAACCUGCUACUGCCUCUACUGAAAUUUGUGGAGCUUGGGACUGGAAGAAGGCUUGGGACGGGGAGGAUGCAUGAUGGGUUGUACUACCUUGAUAAGGAUAUUUCACCCGUGGUAGCUACUGUUCUGUCACCCUCUCCUCUAAACGAGUUUCUACUCCAACAUCGUCGGCUAGGGCAUAUGUCCUUUGCUACGCUGGGUCAGCUCUAUCCUAAUCUCUAUAGUAGGAUUAAGAAGGAUAGUUUAGUAUGUGACGCCUGUGAGUUUGGGAAGCACACUCGGAGUUCUUAUGUGUCAUCGGAUAACAGAAGUACUCAACCCCUGCAUACUAUUCACUCUGAUGUAUGGGGGCCUAGUGGUGUGAGAUCGAUCAAUGGCUAUCGCUAUUUUGUUACUUUUAUUGACUGUUGCACCAGGGCUACCUGGGUUUAUGUAUUAAGACAUAAAAGUGAUGUGUUUGAAUGCUUCCGAGAUUUCCAUA
This is a messenger RNA of Lolium rigidum, 1002 nucleotides long. RefSeq lists its product as uncharacterized. The transcript has 2 exons. Gene Ontology annotation, molecular function: zinc ion binding; nucleic acid binding. Lineage: Eukaryota; Viridiplantae; Streptophyta; Magnoliopsida; Poales; Poaceae. The record is from RefSeq and is a predicted model, not a curated record. The coding region runs from base 155 to 598 and encodes 147 amino acids.